Molecule: messenger RNA, 2197 nt
Organism: Vitrella brassicaformis
Lineage: Eukaryota; Vitrellaceae
Source: the annotation of a GenBank genome assembly
CGCAUUGACGCUGCAGAUCUUUGUCGCGUUUGGUCUCUGAUAUAUGGCAUUUCGCGGAAGUCCAAUCGCGCCCAUCUUCUCUGCACGGAGAUUCGCUUAUCUCUCACGCGUCGUCGGAGUUUCCACAGCGCAUGACAGCGAGUGCCGUCAACAAAGUGCCACCACAGACGGUCUCCACAAUGUCAGCGGUCAGGGAUAGGUAAGGAUUCAUUCAAUUGCGACCAAAAGCCACCAUUCCAUUCAUCCGUCCUCCCGCCUGUGUGUGCGCUUGUGCCCAGGCCGUGGUUCGUCCAGGCGCUGGAGCGGCUUCAGAGUUGGAUGGAAUCAGUUCAGUUCGACGAGCUUCUCAGCCACUCGGGCGACGUCGGUGGUGCCGCACCAAUCCUCUCUGGAGCGGACACCGAGCUGGAGGCGCUUGUUCGGCUGAGUGCCUCGCUGCUGGAAGGGCUGAGGGACUCGGCCAUCGGCCUGCCGCCCCAUCGUGUGGAGAGGAAGCAGGAGCAGUUGACGUGGCUGCUGGCUAGCUUCCUCCUGCUGGAUCUGCCUCUGCAGAGGCGCUUGCGUGUGGUUGAUUUCUGCUCUGGUGCGGGGCAUUUCGGCUUUGUCGUCGGCCGGUUGUUUCCUCACUUUUCUGUGUGGCUGGUGGAGAUCAACGCUGUGGCCUGUCGGAUGGCUCUGGUAGGCGCGCUUGGACGCUCUUGCGAAUCAAUCGUUGGUCUGUGUGUGUGUGUGUGUCACCUUCCCUGUUCGUUCAGGAGACGAAGGAAAAGUACGGCCUCACCAAUGUCCACGUGAUCAACGCGUCCCUGACGGACCUCAUCCCGGGCGGUUCUGGGGGGACGUGUCCACUGCCUGACUUCGACGUCGGUCUCGGCCUUCACGCGUGUGGGUACGUCGACAGCACACUUGCAGUGUGUGAGUACGUCUGUGCGUACGUCGGCCACCUGAGUGGGUGGGGUGUUUCGUGCAGGUGGCUGACCGAUUUGAUUCAUGUGCUGUGUUUGCAGCGACGGGCCGCUUUCGUCCUCUGCUCGUGCUGUGUUGGCAAGGUGAGGCACCACCCCUCACCCACCAGCCGCGGGCGCUGGCCUGCCCAUGGCGACUGCAGCUAUAGUGAUGAUGAUGAGGCGACACCUGUCGUGUCCACGGAAGUGCUCGCGUACCCACGGAGCAGUCUGCUGAGGCAGGUAGGGGACGUAUGGGUGUGUCUGUUCUCGCUUGCUGCUCUUCCAAUGGCAUGUGCUCUGUGUUGUGUUGUCCCAGCAAUUGUCCGCUGAGGCCUACUUUGAAUUGGCGGCAGCUGCAGGUAACUGCUUGGAGGUGAUGCGCGCGUUGGUGUGUGUCCUGCCAUGAGUGUGUGCGUGGCUGGUGGUGCAGAUAUGAAUGAGGCUCCUGAUCGACAUGGAGCCGCAGACAAGGCCACCUUGUCUCCGGCCGAAUGCCAUUGGCCUCCGCCCCUUGCCUCCUGGUUGCUGCGCCUCAACCGGGCCUUCCGGCAUCGGUGGGAUUCAGUCGCGCGCCCAGCUGCUCUGACACAGUCAAAGGAGACAUCUGAGCUGGGGUGCUGCCGAGGUGCGCACUGCUAUCCGUGUGCAGGCGAUGUACGGGCAGCCUGGCUAUUCAGAAUCUCUGUUCUCUGUGUUUACGAUGCAGGCUUGUGUGCGGAUGGCGAGAGCGACGAAGAGACGUCUCUGCCUUUGGCAAGACGGACGUGCAAGCUGCUGGUGGAGAUGGACAGACUGAUGGCUGCUCACGAACACGGCUACACAGUGAGGGUGAUCCACAUGCCGCUGAGGUACGAUUGAUUACCUGCCUUGCGUGUGUGUAUGCGACGCACGAUUGCCACCCAUCCACCCAUCCAUCGAUGGGAUGAUUUGUGUCUGCUGGAUGGUUGUCUGCAGAGCUUCACCGAAGAACGACAUCAUCAUCGGUCGUCCCCCGAGUGGCCACGAUCGCCUGGCGCAUCGCGUCUCGCUGACAGCGCUUGUUGCCGACCAAAUUUAAAGGCGACCAAAUGAAGGUGUACAGUGACCAACUUGGUUCACGCACUGUACACUCAGCUCCCUCCUGCAGGUGCAACCAGAUGCCGACCGACGCACGCCUGUACAGUUCCUCUGCUUGUCUGCCUGCCUGCCUGCCCGCCUGUCGGUGUGUGUGGGGGGCAGUGUUUGCUUGCCUUGUGCGGAGUAGUUCUUUG